CCCCCCUUUAAAGCCAUCAGAAAAUCUCAUUACCCACAUCAACUUUACAUAAAAACCUUAAGCCGAUCAAUCAUCCACCAAUUCGUUUAGCUUCGUCUUCGCAACCGUCUUAAGUUCCCGAUCAUCGUCUACUCAUCGGAGCGAUCAGAAAUGGCCGAAGAGCACCGCCACCACGAGAGCCACGAGUGCGAGACCCCCGUGGUCCGAGAGGAGAACGUUGAGACCACAGACCGGGGCUUGUUCGACUUCAUGAGCGGGAAGAAGGAGGAGCAGAAGCCCCCGCACGAGGGGGUUGUCGCGGCGGAGUUCAAGGAGAAGGUGAAGGUCUCCGAAGAGGAGGAGAAGAAGCCAUGCAAAGAGGAGGAGGAGGAGAAGAAGCACGGCAGCCUCUUGGAGAAGCUGCACCGGUCGGGCAGCAGCUCUAGCUCGUCGAGUGACGAGGAGGAGGGCGACGAUGAAGCUAAAAAGGAAAAGAAGAAGAAGAAGGAGAAGAAGAAGGAGAAACACGAGGAGGAGACCGCCAUCCCGGUCGAGAAGUGCGAGGACAAACCCGAGGAUAAGAAGGGUUUUAUGGAGAAGAUCAAGGAGAAGCUCCCGGGCCAAAAGAAGCCGGUCGAGGAGGGGGUGGAGGCUCACUCGCCGCCAGCGCCGCCGCCUUCGGCUAUGCCGGAGAGCACCCUGCCGCCCUGCCCCGAGGAGGAGCACAAGGAGAAGAAGGGGCUGCUGGAGAAGAUCAAGGAGAAGCUCCCCGGGUACCACCCCAAGAAUGGAGAUGAGGAGAAGAAGGACAAGGAGUGUGCUUCCCAUUAAUUAAGCGCCAAAAAAAAAAUCAUAAGAUUAUUACCCUUGUUAUUGUUUGGUCUUUUUUUUUUUUUCAUUUUUUAAGGUAAAACUAUGGUUUUCUUUUUUGGUUUGGUUUGGUUUGGUUUGGUUUGGGGAAGCUUUGUGUCGGAUCAGCUGGUGGGGGGUCAUGAAUGGUCUUUGAAUGAUAUGGUUCCUUUAUUGCUUUACUUGUGGAUGAAGGGAUUAGUGAUAUUAUGCGUGUAAAUAUAAGUACCAUGGUGUGCUUUAUAUUGUGUUUCUUAGGUAAAUAAUUAAUAUUUAAUUUCUUUAUAUUUUCCUUUUGUGUCAUUCCAUCUGGUCGGGUCGCUCAAAAAGCAAAAAAAAAAAGAUUUAUAUAAUUCAUAUUUUGUUUGAUUAUC
Messenger RNA from Punica granatum (pomegranate), 1202 nucleotides. The record is from RefSeq and is a predicted model, not a curated record. NCBI's taxonomy places the organism in Eukaryota, Viridiplantae, Streptophyta, Magnoliopsida, Myrtales, Lythraceae.